Molecule: messenger RNA, 411 nt
Organism: Leishmania mexicana MHOM/GT/2001/U1103
Lineage: Eukaryota; Euglenozoa; Kinetoplastea; Trypanosomatida; Trypanosomatidae
Exons: 1
Coding region: 1-411 (136 amino acids)
Source: RefSeq, a predicted model, not a curated record
AUGCAGCCGGAGACGAGCUACAGCUGCUUGAAGCGCUGCUUCAUUGCCAUCUUCUCUUUUUGCGCCAUCUACACGACAGACAUGAUUCAGGAGUGCAUCAAGGCGGAGAGGACGAACAACCUGUUCCUCUAUCCAUCCCUGCUGUUGAUCGCUGCCUUCUUCUCCAUGUGGGGGUACUCGGCGCAGUACAAGAUCCCGAAGGACCCGCUGUGGUAUCGUCACCACGAGACAUACAUGCUGGUCGCAUCCAUAUUCAUCUGCUUUGGGUUUUGCAUGCUGAUCGUCGCCAUCUACCCCAUCUACCGCAUGUGGAGCUGCGCGAUCGUCCUCCUAUGGGUGGUAAUGAUCGCCAAUGUGAAUGGCGCCGUUACCUACAUCAUGAGCCACCUGAGCAAGAAGAAGUCCACGUAG